Molecule: messenger RNA, 3330 nt
Organism: Populus euphratica (Euphrates poplar)
Lineage: Eukaryota; Viridiplantae; Streptophyta; Magnoliopsida; Malpighiales; Salicaceae
Product: probable LRR receptor-like serine/threonine-protein kinase At1g12460
Exons: 3
Coding region: 946-3150 (734 amino acids)
Biological process (GO): protein phosphorylation
Molecular function (GO): ATP binding; protein binding; protein kinase activity
Source: RefSeq, a predicted model, not a curated record
GCAAAACAAAUAAAAAAAACAAUCCUCUCAUAUGUCUCCAUCGAAACGGAAACAAAGAAACUUCAAUGGCCUCCUCAAAAAAGCAGCACCACAUCCAAAAACUAAUCCACAAAAAGAAAAAAUAAAACUCAAAGACCCCUUCCUUUGCUUCACUUUAUUUCCUUGUUUUUCUCUUUUACACAAUAGCAACUCCUUUUUUUUUUUCUUAAUUUUGAUCAAAUUAAAUUAGUCCCCUCAGAAGGGUAUUCCCUUUUGUGUGGCCAGUUGGCAUGUCUUGGUGAGAGAGAAUAAAUGCAUGACUGCAGACACCUACAGAAGCUUGCUAGGUCAUGGUCAAGGACUGGUCAGUUAACAAGACAGAUCUCUCUCUCUUUUUUAUUGCAAUCCAUAAAAAGAUCAGUGCUUUUUUUUUUUCAAGUAUAAUUAUGUGCUAUACCAGAGGUAGUGAGAAAGACAUGGACAUGCACGUGGUUCUUCUUCAGUUGGCGGCAACUAUACAUACAUCAACACCAUAUUAGAGAGAGAUACUUUUUAAAGCAGAGAGAGGGAUUAUGAAAUUGGCUCGCCUGCUUCCUUUCCAGGAAAGACGCUGUCAGGGUGAGACGACCACUAAUUCUUCACCAUUUUCAUUGCUUCACUUCCCAUGCCUCAUCAGUUUCAUUUUUUUACACAAACCCCACAAAAGCGAAGCCCCCAAGAUAUUUGUUUUUGGGCCGUAAACUAAUGGGGUUGUUUUGCGUGCAAAUGAGUUCACCAAUUUAAGUGCUUUCUUUAGUUUCAGUGAUACCAGAAGUUGAAAAAUGCCACCUUUACAGUGUCAUGAGUGUGCCUUUGUGUUUCUCAAUAUGAGAGCUACAAGAAUUAGUUCACGUGAAGUGGCAAGGAGACCCAGAUCCUGUUUCAGUUGGAUCCAUCAUCAAUAAUGUCAAAGGGGCAGAUCCAUUUAUGAACAUUUAUACUGUGAGCAUGAGAAGAUUGUAUCAAUUGUGUCUUGCUCAUGCUCUUUUGCUCUUAUUUUUUUUCUUCCUUGGAUUCACUGCUACUACAGUUUCACCAGCUACCGAGAAGGAGAUCUUACUACAAUUCAAGGCUAACAUCAGCAAGGACCCUUACAACAGUUUGGCUAAUUGGGUUCCAAGUGGCAAUCCUUGUGAUUACAAUGGUGUGUUCUGCAAUCCUCUUGGUUUUGUACAGAGAAUUGUUUUGUGGAACACAAGCUUAUCUGGGGUUUUGUCACCAGCAUUAUCAGGUUUGAGAUCUUUAAGAAUCUUGACAUUGUUUGGCAACAAAUUUACAAGCAAUAUCCCACAAGAAUAUGCAGGAUUAAGCACAUUGUGGAAGAUAAAUUUGAGUUCUAAUGCCUUAUCUGGGUCAAUACCAGAAUUCAUUGGUGAUUUGCGAAGGAUUAGAUUUCUUGAUUUGUCAAGGAAUGGUUACACUGGGGAGAUUCCAUUUGCUUUGUUCAAGUUUUGUUACAACACCAAGUUUGUUUCUUUUUCUCAUAAUAGUCUUUCUGGUUCAAUCCCCGCUUCAAUUGCAAACUGCACUAAUCUUGAAGGGUUUGAUUUCUCUUUCAAUAAUUUUAGUGGUGACUUGCCUUCUGGGAUUUGUGAUAUUCCUGUAUUAGAGUAUAUGUCUUUGAGGAGCAAUGUGUUAACUGGGAGCGUGCUUGAAGAGAUUUCAAAAUGCCAAAGAUUGCGUUUUUUGGAUCUUGGCAGCAAUUUGUUUACUGGGUUGGCUCCAUUUGAAAUUAUUGGAUCGCAAAACUUGAGUUACUUCAAUGUAUCGCAUAAUGCGUUUCAAGGAGAGAUUUCAGCGAUGAGAACUUGCAGUGAGAGUCUGGAGUUCUUUGAUGCGUCAAGUAAUAAUCUGGAUGGUGAAAUCCCUUUGGGCAUUACAAACUGCAAAAGCCUUGAAUUUAUCGACUUGGGAUUUAACAGGCUGAAUGGGAGCAUUCCAGCUGGUAUUGCAAAUUUGGAGAGGCUUUUGGUGUUUAAAUUGGGUGACAAUUCAAUACAGGGGACAAUCCCUGCAGAAUUUGGAAGCAUUGAGUGGCUUCUUCUUUUGGAUUUGCACAAUCUCAAUCUUUCUGGUGAAAUUCCCAAAGAUAUAAGUAACUGCAGGUUUCUUCGUGAGCUGGAUGUUUCUGGAAAUGCUUUAGAUGGAGAAAUUCCCAACACCCUUGACAAUUUGACUUCCCUGGAAGUCCUUGAUUUGCAUAGAAACCAGCUAGAUGGUAGCAUACCGGAGACUCUAGGAAGCCUAUCAAACCUCAAGCUUCUCGAAUUGUCACAGAAUAACCUUUCUGGGACAAUUCCAUAUUCUCUUGGAAAAUUGGCAAACUUAAAAUAUUUCAAUGUCUCCUCCAACAACCUUUCUGGUCCCAUUCCUUCAAUACCAAAAAUCCAGGCUUUCGGCACAGCUUCAUUUCUUAACAAUUCUGGGCUCUGUGGUGUCCCUUUGGAUAUUUCUUGCUCAGGAGGUGGCAAUGGGACAGGUAAUGGAUCAAACAAAAACAAAGUGCUCAGUAACUCUGUUAUUGUGGCGAUUGUUGCUGCUGCACUGAUCCUUACUGGGGUCUGUGUGGUAUCGAUUAUGAACAUCAGGGCACGCAGCAGGAAAAAAGACAACGUGACAACUGUUGUUGAGAGCACACCAUUGGAUUCAACAGAUUCAAAUGUUAUAAUUGGGAAGCUGGUUCUGUUUAGCAAGACUUUGCCUUCUAAGUACGAAGAUUGGGAGGCUGGAACCAAAGCUUUGCUAGACAAGGAAUGUUUAAUAGGUGGUGGAUCAAUUGGAACUGUAUACAGAACUACUUUUGAAGGUGGGGUUUCUAUUGCAGUGAAGAAGCUUGAGACCCUGGGUAGGAUCAGAAGCCAAGAUGAAUUUGAGCAAGAAAUCGGAUUGUUAGGUAAUCAGCUAUUGGAUUGGAAUAGCAUGAACUAUGGGACUGGAAGUAUGAAUGAACCGAAGUGGAAUGAAAAGUCUAAUCCUUUGAUCCAGUGCAGCCUCAGGGAAGCACCUUGCUCCAGCUCCUGUAAAGUGGAAUGGAAGAUCACAGAGCUCUCUGUCAGCAUAUCAAAUGCAUCAAAGAUAGAAGCUGUGGCGGCCGUGGCACAGCAAGUUCCCUCUAGAGGUAAUGAUUUUUAAGCAUUCCACUAGUUACUCUCUUUUAGUACAACUGUUGCAGAGCCUAUCUCCUUCAGAAUUCCUUCAAGUGGAUACUGUUUCAUUUAACUCAACCAAAUUAACAGCCUAAUGAGAGAUUGUUAUGUGCCUCCUCCUAAUUGAUUUCUUUCCACCAGUUAUUUUAAUGGUAACUAGUGUUCA